Messenger RNA from Juglans microcarpa x Juglans regia, 2812 nucleotides. RefSeq names its product filament-like plant protein. The transcript is spliced from 6 exons. The record is from RefSeq and is a predicted model, not a curated record. Bases 435 to 2633 code for a protein of 732 amino acids. Lineage: Eukaryota; Viridiplantae; Streptophyta; Magnoliopsida; Fagales; Juglandaceae.
ACCCACAGACAGAGAGAUAAGAGAGAUUUGGCAACCGAGAAAAUUGUGGUAAUUACUAAUUAAUUGAAGAACUGUUCUACCAAAAUCCUUAUCCAAGGGCGGGAAUAAGGGCAGCUCAGUUUUUAAACACAUAAACAGAUAUUAGAAAAGCUGAAAAAGUAGUCACUUCAGGUCCUUCUCUUGAAUUUCACAUCCACAAGCACAUGCUCCUCUUUCUUAUCUGGAAAAGAAGAAAAAAAAUAGGGUUACUUUCUUGUUAUUAAAUAUUACCAUCAUGUUUCUGCAAUCUCAAUUAUCAACUCUUAACUGAACCCAUCUUUUGGUUUCGUUCAUUGCUGGCUGGCUCCUGUCUAAUCUCCAGGUUAUUUUUGUCUUCAAGUCAAAGAUGAACAAUUUGUGAGGUGCUUGCUGGUGUUGGACUAUUGGGACUUGCAAUGGAAAAGAGGAAAUGGUUGUGGAAGAGGAAGUCUUCUGACAAAAGCCCCGGUGAAAGUGAGAGUUCCGGUUCUGUAUCUUCGCCUUCGGAGAGAUACUCCGACGAUCCGGAGGUAUUCAAGUCAUCUCCUAAUCACAAUACUCAAUCACCCGAAGUCACAUCCAAGUCUAUGGCAAGUGUUGAAGAAAUUAGUGAUGCUUCAUCAAAGAAAGAGGCUCAUGAUAGUGUAAAACGCCUAACAGAGAAGUUAUCAGCUGCUUUAGUUAAUGUUAGUGCCAAAGAAGAUUUGGUAAAGCAGCAUGCAAAAGUUGCAGAAGAAGCUGUUGCAGGUUGGGAGAAGGCUGAAGACGAGGUGAUUGUUCUAAAGCAACAACUCGAGUCUGCAAUUCAGCAAAACUCAGUCCUUGAAGAUCGGGUGAGCCAUCUUGAUGGGGCCCUUAAAGAACUAGUUCGGCAGCUAAGACAAGCAAGGGAUGAGCAGGGGCAAAAGAUCCAUGAAGCUGUGAUGACGAAAACUCGUGAGUGGGAAACAACCAAACUCCAACUUGAGAGCCAGCUUCUCGAGCUCCAGAGCAACACUGACGCGGGUAAACCUGGAUCUUGCGCUAUUGUUGAUCCUGAUCUUUACCACAAACUUGAGUAUUUGGAGAAAGAGAACUCUGCUCUCAAACUUGAGCUCCAAUCGCAGUCUGAGGAGUUGGAAAUCAGGACAAUCGAGAGAGACUUGAGUACCCAAGCAGCUGAGACGGCCAGCAAGCAACAUUUAGAGAGCAUAAAGAAGGUGGCCAAGCUUGAGGCUGAGUGUCGGAGGCUCAGAUCAAUGCCUUGCAAAUCCUCCUCAGUUAAUGAUCAUAAAUCCAACACUGCCUCCUCAAUUUAUGUUGAAUCUCUCAUUGAUAGUCAGUCAGAGAAUGGCGAGAGGCUCAGCUUGGGAGAAAUUGAUACCCGCAAGAUGUGUAGCUCAGAUCCAAGUAAGUGUGAGCAUAGUUGCUCAGACUCAUGGGCAUCUGCCCUAAUUGCCGAGCUUGAUCAGUUCAAAAAUGAAAAGACUGCUAAAAGAAAUAUCCAAGCCUCUUCUGUUCAAAUGGAUCUUAUGGAUGAUUUUCUUGAGAUGGAGCGACUUGCUGCACUGCCUGAAACCAAGAACGGAAGCCAUGGCCUCACACCAGUGGUUUCCCAUCAAUCCAUUGAUGAAGACAGCUCCCUGAGAACUGAACUUGAAGCCAUGACUGGUCGGAUAGCUGAAUUAGAAGAGAAGCUAGGGAAGGCGGAAGCACAGAAAGCUGAAUUGGAGACUACUCUAAUCACAAGUCAAGAAGCUAUUGAGGCAUCCCAACUUCAGCUGAGGGAAGCAGAGGCACAUAAAGCUGAACUAGAGACUACUCUAAUCACAAGUCAAGAAGCUAUUGAGGCAUCCCAACUUCAGCUGAGGGAAGCAGAGGCACAGAAAGCUGAACUGGAGACUGCUCUAAUCACAAGUCAAGAAGCUAUCGAGGCAUCCCAACUUCAGCUGAGGGAAGCAGAGCUGAAAUUGGAGGAGUUGCAAAUGGAGCUAAAUAUUGCAAAAGAAACCAAGCAAGCCGUCGAGACUAGACUCAUUGACAUGGAAGCAGAAGCAAGGACCAUGCAUGCAAAAGUUGACUCUAUAGAAGUAGAGGUUCAGAAAGAGAGGGCUUUGUCCAAAGAAAUUGCAGUCCAGUGUCGGGAAUUAGAGGAAGAGCUAUCAAUGAAGAGGCAGGAAAUUGAACUUCAGAAAACUGCAAGCUCAAAUAGUGAAUUGAAGAUAAAGCAGGAGGAUCUAGCUGUAGCUGCUGGAAAACUUGCAGAGUGCCAGAAAACAAUAGCAUCUCUUGGGAAUCAACUGAAAUCUCUAGCAACACUGGAGGACUUCCUGAUUGACACUGCCAACAUACCAGAGCUUUCUGCAGGUGCAUCAGUGAUUCCUAAAGCUGAUGAAGAAUUGUGGAAGUUGCAUUGUAAUGAAACAUUUUCGCCUAAAAGAGACUCUGAUUCUUCACGAGUUGCUGAUGAGAUUUCUGGUUCUUCAAUAAACAAAAUCGAAGGGAACUCGCCACCGUCUUCAUCUUCAGAAACUUCAGCUGCUGCAUUGUCAAAUCAUGUCAGCUAUGAGAAGAACCGAAAUGGUUUUGCGAAGUUUUUCUCUCGUACUAAGAGUGGGAUACGACUAGAAAUUUAGUGAGGAUGUACAAAACAAGGAUUAAUUGGUUUCUCAGUUGUAGGGAGGGAGAACUUAGGAUUAUUUUCUAUUUCAAAGCUGCUGAUUACAUGUUGUUUUAACUGGCAGCAAAAGAGUUUCUUUUAUAUUAUUUUUCACAUGAAAGAACUGGGUCAAUGCAAUAUGAAAUUUGAAGCAAA